AUGUGCACAAAAAUUCAAACUUUGGAAGUUCAAACUCCUAUCUCAUCAAUUGCUAUUCACCCUAGUCAAUCUGAUAAAAUAUGCUUAGGAUUUUUGGAUGGUGGAAUUACUUACAAUAAUUUAACAAUUUUGAAUGAUCCAGACAAAAAUGAAUCGCUUCCAGUUAGAAUUGAACAAAAAUGGAGGAGAAAGUUAAAAAUGGCUAUAAGAGCUAUUACAUUUUCUACAGAUGGUUCUUUUGUUUUUGUUACUGCUUCAAAUAGAGCACUUUGCAUGUUUGAUACUGAUACUGGUAAACGCAUACGAUGUAUUCGACAAAGCCAUAAAAGCAGACCAAAUGAGAUUUCAUUGUUAAAUCCUUCAAUGGGUGACAAAUUACAUUUCGCAACUGGUGCUGAAAAUGAUAGUUUCUCUACAUGGAAAAACUGUCUUUUAUCUGCUAGUGGAGAUGGUACUCUUGCUGCUUAUGACAUAUACAAAAGAAAGCUCAGGCUUUGCUCAGAGACUAUGCACAGCGAAUUACUUUCUUUGGCUGUUACCAAAAGAUUUACCUACGUUGGUGCAGCUGAUGGAUAUAUUGAAGUCUUCAAUAAUGGUGAAUUUGGUAAUAUUGUUGAGAGAAUUGAAACUCCUUUAAUUAUGGGGGUUGAACAAUUAGAAACAGUGAGAGAUGACCUACUUUUGGCCGGAGCUUCAACUCAUGAUGGAAUGAGGUUUCUAAUCUAG
This is a messenger RNA of Meloidogyne enterolobii, 726 nucleotides long. NCBI's taxonomy places the organism in Eukaryota, Metazoa, Nematoda, Chromadorea, Rhabditida, Meloidogynidae. The record is from the annotation of a GenBank genome assembly.